ACAACCGCAGUUCGUGUAGACUGUAGUGCACAUGCAUGCACAGGGCGGAAUUUUUCAACCGCACUCGCCUGACGGACCGUCGCAAUGUCUGUCCUCCCGAGGACUACCGAACCCGUCUCCCUGCAGGACUACAUUGCAUCGCUGGACAAAUCCACUCUCCCCAGAAUAUUACAGAUUUGCUCAGGCGUGUAUUUCCAAGGAUCCGUGUACGAGCUGUCUGGCAGCGAGGUCUGUCUGUCCACGGGGGACCUGGUUAAGGUCAUCAGCACUGAGCUCCUGAAAGUCUCCUGUGAGGAUGUGGACACCAAAGAGACCUUCGAUCUGCCACUCAGUUACAAAGGUUCCUUUGAGCUGCUGCCAGAGUGCCUGCCCUACUCCACAGUGGAGGAGCUUGUGACCAUGGUGCCGGCAGGGACAGGGGAGGACAGGUCUUUCUGCUUCGUGAGCCACGUGGACGUGUGCUACGACGGGCUGGUGGUGCGCAGCGGGGAGCCCCUGACCUUCAUCAGCGUGGUGGAGCGUAGGGGCCGGCGGGCAGCUCACUGUAUCAUGGACGGGGAGCAGGAGCAGGUCUCCCUGCACAUCCCCCUGUCCUGCCACGGGGAGUUCUACGAGUGUCUGGAGGAGCAGAGCUACUCCUUGUCCCAGCUCCUGGCCUCCCCCCAGCUCUGCUCCCGUCGGGUCAGGUUGUGCAAUCCCCAGGGCCAGUCCCGGGGCACGCUGCUGCUCCACCCUGUCUAUGAGAUCCAGGCCAUCAUGCACUUAAGAAAGAACUUAGUAAAGAUACCCUCGACCCUGGAGGUGGAUUUGAUAGACGUGACUGAACAGUGCCGAGACGUGACCUUCAUCUCCCCCCUAUCCCUGAGCGAGAUCCUGUCCCAGCCUCACGACGCCUUCCCAACGCUCUCGGAAAUCCUGGAGGGACCUGAGAGCCAGCCUCUCUUCAAGUGCGAGUGGCUGCCAGCACUGCGGAAAGGCAACCACCUCCUGAUCCAUGGAGCUCUCCACUCUAAGAUGGUCCUGGCCUCCACUGUGGCUGGCAAAAAGCCCAAGAGGUACUUCCUGAUCUUGCAGAGCUACGGGGGGCGCUUCCGGAGGAGACCCCGAGAAUUCCACACUGUCUACGACCUCUCUGUGGCCGCCAGCAAGAAUGCAGGCAUGAAAGUCACCGUCUCCAAGUAUUGUGAGAGCCUUGACGAGGAUAUCCCUGCCCUGAGUAUUGGAGACCAGCUGGAGGUGCUCGAUCAAAGCCAGGUGGACGGUAGCUGCCUGGGAAAAGAGCCGGGGCUGGUAUGUAACCGGGUAAGCGAUGAAUGUGAUGAUGAUGAUGAUGAGGACUGUGAGCAGAUUUCGCUACCCAUGUACCUAGAAGGGAACUUUCUGGAGAAGAUCAGCGACCACACGAAGUACAGUAUUCGGGACAUCUGUGAGAAAUUCAGUCUGCCCCUGGAUGUAAAGGUGGUGGUUCGGGACCCUUCCUUGGAGAAUGAUCUCCUGGGCACCUUCUCCACUCUGCGGCUGGAGGAGAUCACCCUGGAGCCCACCGUGCUGGCCAGCGUACCAGCUGCUCCCGAGGACUGCUUCCACUUGCCUGCCAAAUGGAUCAACAUGUCAGUUUCCUUCACCAAAGACCCCCUGCCCUGGGAAAAGAACAAGGCCCCUGUCCUGAAGCAGCAGUCCUUAAUUGAGGUGACGGACAAUUUCUACUACGAUUUCCGCAAGCUCACUGUCUCAGACACGGCCCCGCCCCCCAGGCCCCCCAAGAGGAGGACAUCUUCGUCAACAGUCCCGGAAAAGACUAAGGGUCUGGCUAAAGUCCUACCCCUUCCCUCUGUGGGGACCAUUCCCCCCAGACUGGCCAAGCUCACCAUCACAGAAAACCCUCCGAGGCUGUGCCCCUCUCCGACUCUUCAGAGCUUCCCUGACAAGCCCCCAGAGCUGGCUCCCAGGAGACCCAAGGGGAAGGGAAAGGAGGCCUCCCGCCGCAACGUGUACACCAAGACCCCCAAAGCCAGUAAGGACAAGAAGGAAAUCAAAGCAGCAGCUUCCGAUGACGACAGCGACCACGAUUACGAGUUAAUUGAUGACUCCAUCAAGAGCUCUCAUGAAGCUAUACUGUUCUACUGAAAACACAGCGGCAGUGGGUGUGAUUUGAGGACGUCUUCUCAGCACCCUGAAGCCCUCUGGGCGUCCUGUUUGAUGCCUGACUGCUGUCUAAACCCCCUGCAGUGGAAGUGCUAGCCCAGCCUGCCAGCUUCCUCCGAACGUUUUAAACUCUUUAUGCUUCAGCGUUGCUAUCUGAGAUAACAUCCGCAGUGACUGUUCAGUGAAGCAGAGCACUCGGGGUCCAUCACCAAGAUCAUUAGGAUUAAGAUGUAAAAAUAGAUUGUAUAAGUAUCCUUUUUUUAAGUUUAAUCAAUAAGGCACGAGAGGGCAAGGAUUGUGCUGGAUAUUGUCACUUCUUGGUGCGUUGAAGUAUUUGUUACCAGAAUAGAAAUCUCUAAAGAUAUUAUUUAACUGUUCUUUGUAAUUAAUUUAAAGUCAAAUUGUAUAUUAAUUUCAGAAAGCCAGUCAUUAAAGUUUUAACUGUGUCGUGAUGUUUGUUUCACUUCAAGUUUUUUCUAGCAUGUCAAUGUUACAGUUCUGUAUCUCAGCAUGGCGGGUUCACUUUUUCUUGUUGCUUUUAUGAAUUGACUAUGAAUUGCGAAUUGCGACUUCUUCAGUAACCCUUCUUUAGUUGUGAUGGGCGCAGACUGUUCACUCUGUUUUGUAAUGUUGUUUUUGUACUGGAUUGUAUUAGCCUGAUUCUUAAAGCAGUGGAACCCUGUAAAGGGCAUUGCUGUCUGGUUAGGAAUUCAAUGACAAACGUUUCGACUAGACGUCUUUUUCAAUGUUUUCAGAUUAAUAAGCAUGACGGUGUGAAACUGGUUAGACCUUUAUUGCUAUUUUAAACAUUAAAAUGUUUCAUCAAUGA
Molecule: messenger RNA, 2974 nt
Organism: Polyodon spathula (Mississippi paddlefish)
Lineage: Eukaryota; Metazoa; Chordata; Actinopteri; Acipenseriformes; Polyodontidae
Gene: themis2
Product: thymocyte selection associated family member 2
Exons: 7
Coding region: 85-2127 (680 amino acids)
Biological process (GO): T cell receptor signaling pathway
Source: RefSeq, a predicted model, not a curated record